AUGGUCACUGCUAUCGAACAUCACAAUCAACAGCAACCGCAGAGUUCGCAGUAUGGAGUCGCCGGGAUCCAAACCUCCAACUUGAAUAGCACUGGCUCGCGUGGACCAAAGUCGCCUCUUGUCAACCUGACUAACAGUCUCACAAGCCCCGGACGUGGUGGUGGAGGUGGUCAAAGUAAAAAGGCAGCAGCAGCUGCCGCCGCCGCCGCCAAGGCAUCCUUGUCGCUCCAAACCAAGAUCUCGGGACAUUCAUCCUCGGCAAAGUCGGAGAGUCCACGCACAGCCAUGUCAUCUCCUGGUGGCGUGGGGAAUUCACCCAUAUUGGAGCGUAUAGGGCGAGGAAUCAAGAGAAGUCGCGAAGAAGAUAUUACCGCUGUCAAGUCAACUGGGCCAACAGAUCUGCUGAAAAAGUACAAGAACAGUCCAGCAUCCUUCGUCAUUCACCUUUACGAGACACACUUUAAGUUUGAGAACCAGGAUGGAGUCUUUUUGUUCAACUCACCUAUGAAGAUCUUUCUGAAGAGUAUACAGGAAAGGCGGUUGCCAUCUGGUCUCUUGGACAUCAUCAAGAGCGCCCAGUGCCCAUACUAUGAAGGUCGUCUCAUUGUGGAAGUCGUCGAUCACAGAGUAAAGGCAACCCAGGACAACAAACCUUCUAAGAAGCGCGUCAUUCUGUCGCCAUCACAGGAAACGCUCUGGGCGGACCUUUCAUUGCUGCACGAAGAAUCGGGAGAGGGCUGGUCAAGUCAAUUGAUGCUGGAUGUCGAAUCAAAAAUUUUGAUUGCUACCGAAGAACCAUUGUGCCUGGACCCAUCGCCAAUGGUCACUGUACUGAGCAACCAGAUAUCAUACCACCAGACAUCAGCCACGCAGCGUACCAGGAAAAAGCGCAAGUGGAACUCCUUGGAACGCGAGCAGGAGGCGGCAAGGAAGGUCGAGGAAGACAAGCUCAUGAGCAUGAUGGACGAGAAAGCACUGGUGGACUUCCAGCCAAACUUUGGCCGGCUCGCAUUUCUCAAGGAGUGGCGUCAAAAGAAGAAGAUGGAAGAGACACAAGUCAUACCAGUACUGGAUCCCAAAAAGUCCAAGGCGAAGCGUCAGGAGAUGUCCGUUUUGCCCGAUGGACGGAAAAUUGUGCGGACGAUUCGCUUCGAACGGGAGGACAAGAAGCGUGGAUACAAAAUGUACUUCAUGUUCAACAUUAUGCAGUGCCCGGAUUUGUCAUUCGAGGCUAUCAUGCGUUAUGGAACGUCACCCGAUUCAGCUGUCAAUGGCGGGAUUCGCAAGUUCCAUUUGGGUCCUGAGCAGUGCGCGGAUGCCUAUGUUCAGAGUUUAAAGUCAAUGUACUUCUCCCCUAACUCCCUUAUCAGCGAGACAACGCCAACAUCCACCAACACCGCACGAGCCAACGCGGCAGCAGCAGCAGCAGCAGCCGCAGCCGCAGCAGCAGCCAACCCACCCGCCAAUGCCGCAGUUGCUACUGCCCCAGUGGCCACAGCUGCUACCCCUACUAUAACGAACGCGACCACCAGUGCAGGACCAGCUGUAGCCAAUGUCGCCGCUCCUGCUGCCAAUGUCGCCAACGCUGCUCCGGUCAACAAUGCAGCCGCCAAUGUAGCAGUUCCCAACACCAACGCCAACACCAACGCCAACACCAACGCCAACGCUGCAUCCGCCCCCCAGACGCGUUAUACCCCUGUACCACAAACACCUCAAAUGGGCGCCAUGCAGUUACCACAGCAACAACCGCAACAACCGCAACAGUUGACUGCUCAGCAACAGCAGCAAAUGCUUCAGCAGCAGCAGCAGCAGCAGAUGAUGCAACAGACCAGCCAAGCAUUGCCAACUCAGCAGCAGCAGCAACAGUUGCAGUUGCAGCAGCAACAGCAACAGCAACAGCAGCAACUCCAACAGCAACAACAGCAACAGUUCCAGCAGGAGCAUAUUCGUCAACAGCAACUCCAGCAGCACCAGGCUAUGCUUCAGCAGCGGCAGCAGGAGCAGUUGGCGCAGCAACAGUUGACUCUGCAACAGCAUCAACAACAGCAGCUUCGCUUACAGCAGCAAGGCCAAGGAGUCCUUCAGCCCCAGGCGCAACUAGGUCAGCCUGUUAUCAACAAUCCCACCUUGCUGAUGCAGCAGUUGAUGAUGGAGCAUCAGCGGGUUCGCCAGGCACAGGGUGGUCAGUUGACUCCACAGCAGAAUCAGAUGUACAAUGCACGUCACCAGGAGCUUCAGCGUCAGAUGGUUGCCUUCAAUCAGCAACAACAGCAACAGCUCCAAUUGCAGCAACAGCAACAGCAGCUCCAACAACAACAGCAGCAGCAACAGCAGCUCCAACAGCAGCAGCAGAUGCAGUUGCAGCAACAACAACAGCAGCAACAGGCUCCUCAACUUCAGUCACCCCAACAGGCGAAUCAAAUGCACCCUAUGGGAAUUUCGGCCGGCGGAGCGACUCCUCUGCAGAGCAAUGUUCAACCUCUGGGCAACCUCAACAACGCGGCCUCAAUUAUUGGAUCUCCACUGGCCAUGCAGAGGACAGUAUCCAACGGAGCUUUGGCCGCCAAUGCCAAUGUCAAUGGCGUGGCUCCUCCAGGCACGCCGACACUCUCGCAGGCCCAGUUACAACAACAUCAGCAGCAGCAGCAGCAGCAGCAGCAGCAACAACAGCAACAGCUGCAACAGCAGCAACGAAUGGCAGCUCUCAGCAAUCAGCAGCGUCAGCAGCAGCAGCAAGUUCUGUUGCAGCAGCAGAUGCAGCAACGUAUCCAACAGCAGCAACAGAUGAAGCUUCACCAGGCGGCACUCGGUCAGGCGCAACAGCAGUCUCCUUCGCUGGCUGCCAACACGAUUGCCAACGGCAUUCCAGGCGCUCAGGAUGCCACCAGUAUGGCCAACCCAGCUCAGGGUGGUACCCCUGCUAUGAGCAAUGUCAACGCUGCCGCAAAUGCAGCAGCAGCGGCGGCGGCAGCUGGAAUGUUGUCGCCCAAUAUAAACCCUGCUAUGGCUUCCAGUCCCCUUCAAGCUCCUGUCGGUCAGAACCCUGCCCAGCGUCAACAGGAGAGUUUGAAGUUGAUUCUCAACCAGUUUCAGAAGAACCAGCAGUUGGCGGCAGCAGGACGAGCCAAUGGCGCCAAUCCGGGCACAGCAGCCAUCGCCAUCCUUGCUUCCCAACUGGCAAGCAUUGGAAUGUUCUCAGCUCAGCAGCUCUCGCCCCAGCUUCAGCAAAUUCUUGCAGUCGCCAACAUCUCUAUGGCUCAGUUCCAACAGGUCAAGAACUUUCAUCAACAGCGAAUGCAACAGAUGCAGAACCAAGCCCUCCAGACCCAGCAAGCCCAGCAAGCCCAGCAGCAGCAAACUCAACAACAGCAACAACAACAACAGCUACAGCAACAACAACAGCAACAACAACAACAACAGCAAGUUCAACAAGCGCCAUUGCAGCAGAAUCAGCAAGUGCAACAAAACCAGCAACAACAGCAACAGAACCCGCUUCAAAGCCCCGUCCCUCAGAAUGGUACUAUCUCUACCCCUGUUAUGAGGGCAGCCUCAAUCGCAGCUGGAGGAGCAGCUGGCUCACCCAAGCCUGGUGCCAUGCAGCCACCGCCUUUCGCAUCGCCUAUCCAAGCGCCCGCCAAUGUUAAUGUCACUGCAACGCCGACGUCCAUUGGUGUUAGCAUGAACUCACCCAUGGGAGCACAUCUCUUGGCCGGACAGGCUGCCCUGGCGGCAGCAGCGGCCGCAGGAGGAAGCACGAGUCAACCCGGUGGAGGUGGAACGAAUGUUACAGUCACCGCUAAUGCCAUGCCUGCAGGAUCCCCUACUGUAGGCGCCGCAGGGGUUGUCGGAGCUGUCGGAGCAGCUGAUCCCAGCAAUGCUACCGCGAAUGUCAACGCUAUCGCCAAUGCCAAUGCCAACACCAACACCAACAACGCCAAUAACACCAACACUAAUAAUGCUGGCGCGAACCCCGGUGUAGCCAACACGGCUGGCGCAGCCAAUACCAAUGUCAACGCUGGCGCUGGCACGGGCACGGGCAACUCGGACAUGACGGCCAGCAACAUGUCGAUUCCGCAGCAGAAUGCCGUCCAGGCGUUCAUCGCGAUGCAGCAGCAGCUCCAAGGUCUCCGCCUCCGUCUUAACAAGGCCACACAGCAUUACCAGCAGCGUCUCCAGCAGUUUGGUCUCAUCAUGCAGAACCCCGCUGAAGGAGUCAACCUGGAGAAUGUCCAGAAGCAACGCCAGGUCCUUGCCAACCAGUUUCGUCAGCAGACGAUGGUACUUCAGCAGCAGAUAACCAUCUUGCACACUAGUCACCAACAGAAUAUGGAGGCACUUGGCGCUGCCGGCGUUACAACGGACAUGAUCAAGGAGUUGAUGACACGACAGCCAUCCAUCUUGACCCAGCAGGCGAUCUUGGUGGCUGAGCAGACGGCCCAACAGGCGCAGGCGCAAGCGGCUCAGCAGGUUGGGCAGCAACUGGCGGCGAUGCGGAAUGCCAGCAACCCCAACGCAGUCGCCGGAAACACUGGUGUCAAUCCUGCCGCGGGCGUAAAUCCAGCCUUGGCAAACGGCGCCGGUCUGCUCAACAACAACGCGGCGACAAUGAACCUCAGCUUACCCGGGGGUGUCAACAUGGGUAUGGGGCGUGGCCGAGGAAUGGUGCCUCCCAACGCUGUCGGUCAAGGUGGUAUUGGAGGUGUGAACCUUGCUGGCGGUCUGGGUCGAGGAAAUAUGAUGACCGGUGUUCCUGGUGUGGUAGGCAUGGCUGGAACUGGUGGUCUUGGACGAGGCAUGACAACGCAGGGCAUCAUAGGCCAGACGGCUGUCAGCGGAGUCGGCGGUCAGAUGAUUAAUGGACCGUUGAACGCAGCAGUUUCGGGAGUGGCGAACGCUGUCGGUACGGGCCCGGCGGUUGGCGCUUCUGGAGUCAACAUGAAUGCGGUGAUUGCCAAUGGUGCCGGAGGAGCCGGAGUCACAUCUGCCAGUGGCGCGACGGCAACAAGUGUUGCGGCGGGACUGUCCAAUAUGCUUGGUAUUCCUGGUAUCUCGAUGGUGAUUUCACCGACGACUGGGCAACAGGUGCUUUUGUUACCCAACGGUCAGACCAUCACGCCCCAACAGUUCCAGCAGUACCGACUUCAACAGCAAAACGCGACAUUGGCGCAACAGCAGCAACAACAGCAACAGCAACAGCAGCAGCAACAGAUGCUGCAAAUGCAGAUGCAACAGAUGCAACAGCAACAGCAACAGCAACAACAGCAACAGCAACAACAACAACAACAACAACAGCAGCAACAACAGCAACAGCAUCAACAACAACAGCAGUCAGGACAAGGAGUCAAUACUGGGAAUGUUGCUAACGCUGGCGGUGCAGGUGGUGCGGUCGGUCCUCAAUUGCAGUCGCCUGUCCUGCAGUCUCCCCGCUUGCAGUCACCAAGGAUGGCAAUCCAGUCUCCACGUCAGCAGAACCCUCAGUUGACGCAGCAACAGCAGCAGCAGAACAUGAUGCAGAGCCCUCAGAUGCAAGCGCAGCAUUUGAUGAUGAUGCAGAUGCAGCAUCUGCAGGCACAGCAACAUGCGCUCCAGCAAGCCCAGGUCCAACAACAGCUACAACAACAACAGCAGGCGCAGCAGCAGCAGCAACACAACCUGCAGUCGACGUCGGCAUUGAUGGCGCAGGCACAGGCGCAGGCUCAAGCACAGGCACAGGCACAAGCAGCUCAAGCGGCAUCGAAUGCUGGAGGCGAUCCUAAUGCAGGAGGUGGUGUUGAUGGUAAUAGUGCGGAUCCUAAUAGUGGCGGAGGCCCUGCCUAA
Linnemannia hyalina is the source of this 5817-nucleotide messenger RNA. Lineage: Eukaryota; Fungi; Mortierellomycota; Mortierellomycetes; Mortierellales; Mortierellaceae. The record is from the annotation of a GenBank genome assembly.